Sphaeroforma arctica JP610 is the source of this 1800-nucleotide messenger RNA. RefSeq lists its product as hypothetical. The record is from RefSeq and is a predicted model, not a curated record. Bases 103 to 1353 code for a protein of 416 amino acids. NCBI's taxonomy places the organism in Eukaryota, Ichthyosporea, Ichthyophonida. The transcript has a single exon.
UAAAAAUCCAAACAGUUGUGUACUUCAAAUAGAUUGGGACUACUAACUGAACAAGGUCCGCUAAUUUAAAUGUGGAAGCGAAUCCUAGAAUUGUAUUGAGCGAUGAAGUUCUCGACUGUGAGCAAAGUUAGAUACAUGUUUUGUCUUUUAGGUGUUCCGUGCAUGAUGUGUUUAGUAUAUUUACAUCAUGUUGCAGGAAGUACCUUUCAGUUGAAAGAGUUGUUGCCCAUACAAAACACCCAAAAAGAAUUUUGGCCCAGUUUAGGAGCAAGCAUACCACCAGCAAUUAUAGACUACUCGAAAUUCCACAACGAGCAAGUGCAAAAUCCACAGCAAAAUACAAAAUAUCUGGUAUAUACUUGCACACAUCAAAGAUCUUUUUGCGGGGGAAUCGGAGACAGACUAAGUGGAAUCGUUUCUCUCUUUAUGCUAGCGGUAUCUACAAAUAGAGUUCUAGUGAUCGACUGGAAUACUCCGUUUCCUUUGUAUGAAUCCUUAAAUCCUAACAUUAUCGAUUGGCUAACGCCACUCAAAACAGUAAUCCUCUACGAAAUUGCGAACCCUGAGCAAACGGUGUUCAUUGAAGGGGUCAGAAGAUCUAUCAAUAGCACCUAUUGGGAAUCUGUUUUGCAGCGCGAUAUUGGUGUAGUUAGGAUCAAAUCGAAUAAGAUUGAUUUCUCAAGCCAAAACUUUACUCAUUCAGCUGCUUGGCAAGCAGCUGCUGGGAUGAAAGCCUACCAGUUUGGAGAUGGAAUACCUCCUUUGUUGUGUACUUGGAUAUUGCGCAGUCUAUUCACACCUAAUCCAACUAUCCUUCAGAUUGCUAAAGACCAAUUGUCCUUGAUCGGACUAGACAUGGGUCAGCCUUAUAUUGCUAUACACACUAGAUUCGGGCAUACGGCAAACGAUACAGGUUCUGGACAGUUUGUAGACCCUGUGCGGUUGAAAGUUGACACAAUUCCAGAUUUUUCCCAAUGCGCUGUAACUAUGAGUGAACAGUUCAGUCACAGAGGAAUUCAUCUGCAGACUUCCACAUUCUUAGCAGCGGAUAGCAAUGAGGGCAAACUUGCAUUCAAUGCAUAUGCAAGAGACGUGAAGUAUUUCUCUGCACAUGCCUUCCAUGUCGAUAGGUCCAUUAUGUUAGAAACAUAUGAUUCUGCUGAGGGAAAUUUGCUAAAUCAAUUGACUUGGGUUGAGUUCUUAGUUUUGUCCAAAUCUGAGUGCUUGGUGUCGUCUCCAAGCGGGUUUUCCAGAUGGGCAGUUGCGAUAAGCAGAGACCCUUAUAGUGGAUCUCGUUGCGCUCAAGUAGGUACUCAGUGCAAGAGUAUAAAUUGGUCAGAAUUGUUGGACUAGUGCAGGUGGUAAUUUUGACAUACUGUUCUGAUAAACCGCCGCGGUCGCGACGAUGGACUGAAGGAGUGAUGCUUCACAGUUUGUACUUGAACUUUGAAGAUUUAAUCACUGAAAGCGUAUUCGAGAAGUCCCUUUCAAAUUUUAUGGAUUCACGGAUUGUCACGCAAUCCUUGUGACGCUCAUCAAACGCGUCUCCGGAAAACCGGAAAACCGGAGCGAGGCAGCAAAAAGAAAAAUUUCAGAGGAUGUCCAGUAAUUAUCAGACAAACCUUCUAUGAACACGAUAAAUCCAGACAGAAUCUAUUAUUCAAGAUGGCAGAUAUCAUUGCUAGAUCUCAGAUAGUUUGUACAUAUACCAUACAAGUACUGGUUACCACUUCAUUGCAAAAUAGCGUAGUGCGAACUAAACCCUAUGUCUCGGAAUUAAAAAAGUUAUAGACAUCUUAA